CCCCCUCCCUCCAUAGGCCCGCCCUCAUGUGACGUCAUGCCGCUGCUUUCUUCCAUUCUUCUUAAUGGCAGCAGGAAGAUCUAGGAUUGACAGGUUGCCACUAAAAUGGGCUACUAAUUUAAGGGUUCUGCGAGUUUCCAAACUACCCACCAAGGCUUCGGGCUAGUUUGUGGUGCCUUAGCAGGCUUGUACAUUGGAAACAAGACAAUAUAUUUUUCUCUUAAGUAUACCUGUCUCACUUUUCCAAGUGCAUGUUGGGUAUUGUAGUUAUUGUUUAACAUUUUGACUACUGUCGAGUUUAAUAUAAACCUACAAUAUCCAGCACUACAAUUUUACUGCUGCUGUACUCUGCUCUUUACUGCAGUACUAGCCGUUCCAUCCCAACCUGUCUGCACUACAACCUGCUGCAUCUGAUGAGACUGUGAUGUAAUUCCCAUGCAUUAUAUAAAGCACUGCUGCCUGGAGGAUGAGGAGUGCGGUUGGGGCCGGGCUGCUACUGUGCCAUGAAAUGCUUGGGGUCCAAAGAAAACAACAAUCCCUUUCAUGUAAAUGAUGAAACAGUUUAUUAUUGGAAUUAGUGGUAUAACAAAUGGUGGGAAGACAACUCUCGCUAAUAGACUUCUGAAACUUCUGCCAAACUGUAGUCUAAUUUGCCAGGAUGACUAUUUUAAGCCUGAUUCAGACAUUGAAACAGAUGAAAAUGGAUUUAAACAGUAUGAUACCAUUGAGGCUUUAGACAUGGAAACAAUGAUUAAAGCUGUACAUUCCUGGAUAAAGCUAUCUCAAGAUGUCCUGGCUAUGGAAGAAAAAAAAGAAAUGUGCAGCACUUGUGAGGAAAAAGCAUACUUUUUAAUAGUUGAAGGGUUUCUUUUAUAUCAUUACAAAAAUUACUAUUGUAGGCCACUGGAAAAUGUGUUGAAUAGAAAAUACUUCCUAAGCAUUCCAUAUGAGGAAAGCAAACAAAGAAGAAGUAGAAGAAUUUAUAAUCCGCCAGACCCACCAGGUUACUUUGAUGGACAUGUCUGGCCUAUGUUUCUGAAGCACAAGAAGGAAAUGGAAGAAACUCAUAGUGAUAUUGUAUAUUUGGAUGGAACCAAAUCUGAAGAUGAAAUACAGUCUUUAGUCUAUUCUGAUAUAAUAACUUCUCAAUUCACAAGUAAAGCUGCUAAAAGAAAGUGUUGGUCGCCUUCUCUAGGAAUUAUUCAUUUAAUGUAAAAAUGAAUCCAGAAGACCACAACCCGGCACAAUAUACAAAGAGUACGGACCCAAACAUGUUUAAUAUGUAGUAGGAAGAUAUCACAGGUUAAGAACAGAUGAAAGGAACAUGAUUAUUUACAAUGUUGCAUCAUACUUAUAAUUGACAAACUCAAAGCAAUGGAUUUUGUUGCUAUAUUGUGCAUGCUACCUCACAAUGCUUAUAACUAAAACAAUUUGUCUGGAAACAUUUGUUUGACUUCAGUUGUGUUUGUUGCAACAUGGAAUUCCUUAUGCUGUGGAAAUUUUGUAUAGUGAUGUUCUGAAGUAAAGAAAAACUUUAGUAUCCAUU
Messenger RNA from Xenopus tropicalis (tropical clawed frog), 1546 nucleotides. RefSeq names its product nicotinamide riboside kinase 1 (gene nmrk1). Gene Ontology annotation, molecular function: nicotinate riboside kinase activity; ribosylnicotinamide kinase activity. The transcript has 10 exons. The record is from RefSeq and is a predicted model, not a curated record. Gene Ontology annotation, cellular component: cytosol. Gene Ontology annotation, biological process: pyridine-containing compound metabolic process. Lineage: Eukaryota; Metazoa; Chordata; Amphibia; Anura; Pipidae. The coding region runs from base 550 to 1215 and encodes 221 amino acids.